AUGGCAGACAUGAUGGCGCUACUUGUGGCUCGAAAGGAGGAGCUACCGAGCGACAUCCAGGCCUUGCUGCAGCAAAGUGCCUCAGCCAAUGCCAAAGACCUACAUCGUUGUAUCUCAGCCCAAAGCAAUGCAGCGAAAGCGCUCUCCCAAGUGCAAGAGGACAGGGAAACCUACUUGCUUGGCUGGCAAAAGUAUAUUCAUGGUUUGGCGUCCACGGUGGAAGCUCAGUUGACGGAAAAGGAGCAAGUGAUGCUCAACUACCAAGCUGCAGAAGAGUCGCUCCAAGAAACCAUAGAGCAGGCCAGAGAAGACAUGCUUCGUUUGGCUGGUGGAGAAGGCAGCAAGUCUUCGGAAGCGACGCUGAUGGAGACAGACGGGCUCCCAGGGCCCGCUUUGGAAGACCAGGCAGCCAUCAAAGCAGCAGAACUCCGUCAAAAGGAGCAAGCGCUCCUGCAAUCCUUGAAAGUGGUCAAGGACGACGCGGACCAGGCAGCUACCAGGAAGAGGAAGGAGCUGUCUCGCACACCUCGCAGAAGCAAGCAGCGAGAUGGCAUUUCAGUGAGCUCAGGAGAGGAGGAAGCGAAAGAAGCUGGCUCCUUGCUCUCGCAGCCCGCGCGGCCUUUUCCGCAGGCUCAAUCUCGUUAUCUCCUGUACCACUCGAUUCAGACAGAAAUAGACUGCCAGCAGUAUUGGAAUGCCAGGCCAUUGGCUCUACAUGCGCAAUACAUGCUGGAAGCUUGGAGUGUCGAUCAGUAUGUCGUCGAGAUGGACAGUCGAGUCUCAAAGCAUGCAGUGAAGACCCGCUCCCCUGUUGACAUCGCUUAUGCCAGGGUUGCACAGAGAGGUCUAGCCGGCUAUCUUCAAGAAAAAGAGUUUGCCGGACUUUGUCACAGCGUUCAGGAUGCAGAGCUCACCUCGUGCCUGGAACGCCGUCGUACUAUGCCAGGCACGGUUCACUUUGCCGACCUGGGCACCAUCAACCGGAUCUCCUGCGAGAAGCCUUCCGACGCCAAUGGACAGCACAGUGGCUCUGAGCGGGAGAUAUCAGGUUCUUUUGCCCCGUAUGUGUCUGAGGGACCAGCGUGCAGGGAUGGUGGACAGUGGGACAUCAAUGUUGGAAAAAGCCUUGGAGAGGCUAGAGUACCUUUGGAUGUUCCCACUGCCGGUUCCCUGUCAAACCUCACCGAGCAUGUCUUCAUUCCAGCGCCUUUGUUGCCGGUGACACCAGACCUUCCGCUUGAAGAGAAGCAAGGCUCUCAAGCGCAGCAAGGAGCGGCCCAUCCAGCACUUGAAGGUUCUGAGGCAGCCCGAGCCCUUGAUGAAGUGUUGGCAGGAUGUUUUCCCCUGCGUCUCCGUCCACUCCCUGCUCUUGACAGAGCGCCUUCCCAUGUGCGCGCAGCCGUGGCUCCUUGCCAUAGGCCCAUUCCGGAUUUGCGCCAGCUGCCUAUAGGCUCUGAGCUUCACUUGUUCUCUGACGGCUCCAGAAGCACAGCUGGCUCUGGUUGGGCGGUUGUAGUCACCUCUUGGGUUCCUGAUAGGGGUUGGGGUAUUGAAGGGUGUUUGUUUGCACGCACAGCUCAAGGGAUCUUUGGCGAGACUGUGCACGAUUCCUGCGAAGCUGAAGCUUCGGCAGUCUCUGCUGCCUUGGUUUGGGCCCUUGCUGCUCCUCCUGCUGCCAGUGUCUUUUUGCAUUAUGACAAUGAAGCUGCGGGUCAAGCCGCAACAGGCACCUGGGCCGGCCACUCUGGGCACGCUUGGAAUGAUGCGGCUGAUUUCAUUGCCAAAGCUGCGCUCCAUGACGACCAGGGUCAAACAUGCAUUAAUAGUCUUUCCUCUUUGCUUCAGCCAAAGCUGCUUCCAUGGCUCUGGACCCUGCCAGUCAGCGCAGGAGAUCUGCCUACCGCCUGGGACUUGGUUGCAGGCACCGGUCUCGUUAAUGUCUCUGCUACGCAGCGCAGUGACUGCGCUUUUCCAACAGGCAAGUCUCACUAUUCCAAGCCCGUUGCUGGCAAGCUGUCCUUUCUCUCCUUCAACGAAGAAGCAGGGAUGUACAUUCCGGCCCUCCAGGAACUUUUGGCCAAGCAGCUGCUUCAUGAUGACUUUGGCCUUGUCGCUCUCCAGGAGACCAGACUCCCUUCCAGCAGUUCAUACACCUCUGGUGCCUUCUACGUUGUCAAUUCAGCCUGUGACGAACAAGGCCAAGGGGGAUGCGCGCUGUGGUUUCGGGUUGAUGAACCACUGUUGGGUUCUGGCAAGCCAGUCACACCGUCGCAGGUCACGCUCCUUUUUUCUUCUCCGAGACUGCUGGUGUGCCGCCUCACAAUGCAAGGUGCCACCUUCCUGUGUGUCUGUGCUCACGCGCCGCACAGCAAGCGACCGGAAAAGGAGAGGCUGGAUUGGUGGGAUCUCUUUGUGAAGGUUCUAGGGAAGGUUUGCAAAUCUGGCGACAUUCUUCUCAUAGCUGCGGACGCAAAUGCCCGCCUGGGCGCUAGCCACACGGGUGUUUCGGGUUCUUUUGGAGCUGAGCCCCUGAAUGCAAAUGGAGAAGCAUGGUUAGAGCUCCUUGAGCAGUUUGGUAUGUGCUUACCUGCAACGUUUAGUCACACUGGCCCCUCUGCCACAUGGCGCUCACCACAAGGUUUUGAGGCUCGCCUUGACUACAUUGCCAUUCCACAGGCUUUGUCCGCCUCCGUUGAGGAAUCCGCCACAUUGCUCCAGUACGAUGCCUUGACCAAUCAGGAUGAUCACAGAGCUGUCUCCUGUCGCCUUCGUCUGCAGCUUCCCGGGAAAGCAACUCACCGCCCAAAAAGUGUUCGCUGGCAGCUGCCGGAAGAAUGGGCGGAGCCCUGGAGUGCUUCUGUUGCAUGUAUGACCAGGCCUCGAUGGGACCUGUCAACUGAUCAGCAUGCCAGCGCCCUUCGUCAGGGUCUGCAAGACCGCAUGGCGCAUUUUCACUACCAGGCGCCGCCUACUCCCAGGCGGCCCUACGUCACGCCAGAAAUCCUUGACCUCCUAAAGGAGCGGAAUGCUCUGAGGAAACGUCUGCGCGAGCUCCGCUCAGGAGGAGACAAUGUGGAGCAGUCGCCCCUACUUGCUCAGUUCAGGACCUUAGCACGGGCUUUGCGCCGUAAGCUCAAGGCAGCGAAGGUCAGCUACCUCACUUCCCUUGCUGUUGAAUUUGAGCACAAGGCUUCCUUUCGAGACUCCAAGGCCCUCUAUAGGGCGCUGCAGCCGCUCAGGGCGGGUCCAGGGGCUCCCUCGAGAGUUCGGCCUGCCACCCAGGUCCUUACGAAAGAUGGUCUUCCCUGCGCUGACGCUGGUGAGAUAGCAGAUCUUUGGUCCUUUCACUUCGCCCGGUCAGAGGGAGGGAAAGUCUGCACCGCCGCUGAACUUGUGAGCGACCAUGUUUCCAGCCUGCAGCCCCUGGCCCAGUCAGCUGCUCUUGACUUCCUUCCCACACUUACGGAGUGGGAAGGGUUACUUCGUGCCCUUCCUAGAGGGAAAGCUCCGGGCCCGGAUGGCUUAUCCUCCUCACAUGUUCGUGCUGCCACCGCGGCUAUGGCUCGGCUGACUUAUGGUCUCACGCUCAAGGUUGCUUGUGGCGCUCCCGAGCCCCUAGCCUGGCGAGGUGGGAAGGCCCUCCCCCUUUUCAAAGGAAAGGGGCAAGGCACAAAACCCGGCGAGUAUCGAAGCAUUUUGGUCUCGGAGGUGUUGGGGAAACGUUGGCACGCAUGGCUUCGCAGCUCUUUACUUGCUACUUUUCGUGAAAGGGCUGCUCCCCUCCAGUGCGGCGUUACUGGUGGUCAUUCCACCGGGCUCCUCUCUCUCUUUCUCCGUAGCUUCCAGGCCCAGGCUCAAUCUCGGGGUUUUUCUUGGGGCAUCCUUUUUGUUGACCUGCGUUCUGCCUUUUACUCGGUCCUGAGGCAGUUUGUCACUGGGGCAGACUGCUCUCUUGAUUCCUUCCAAGCUCUCUGUGGCAGGCUUGGAAUUGGCGUUGAACAGUUUGAGGCGAUCGUAGCCGCCCUAGGUGCAGUUGAUGCCAAGGUUCUGGACUCUCUGCAGCCUGUCCUGGGAGCCCGUGUGAAGGAUGUGCUCCAAUCUACGUGGUUUCAGGUCCAAGGUUCAGAAAAGGUCGUGGCCACUCAAGCAGGCUCCAGGCCAGGUGAUCCCCUAGCGGAUAUCCUUUUCGGGUUGUCCGUUGCCGGUGCCGUGAAGCAGUUGAACGAGACCAUGCGUGAUGCUGGCUUGCUACCGUCUUUCAAUACCGCCGGAGUUUUGCCAGGGGUUGAGCCGGGCACAUCUUGGUUAGAGGCUUCCUGCAUGUGGCAUGAUGACCUAGCCGUCCCGUUUGUGGUUGACACCCCUGCUGCCCUGCAAGGCGCGAUAGCUUUCGUGGCGCGUCUGGCCCAUGACACCUUUGCCUCCAGAGGACUGAGCGUCAACUACGACAACGGCAAGACAGAAUGUGUUUGUCGCGCUGUUGGAAAAGGAUCCAGAGUUGUCACGUUCGCCUUGAAGGAUAAGCCGAACCCCACGGUGUCCUUUCUGCCGGAUAUCGGCACCAUGCAGCAAGUCAAGAUUGUGCCAGAGUACUGUCACUUGGGUUCGCUAGUUGCAGAAGAUUGUUCCCUACUUCCUGACAUCAGGCGCAGGCUGCUUCUGGCGGCGGCUUCUGCUAAGCCGCUAGCCAAAUCGGUCUUCUCAAAUCCCAAUGUCCCCCUAGCAGUGCGUCGGGUUCUCUUCCGCGGUCUUGUCCUUGGCCGUGCCCUUCACGGAGUCGGUGCGUGGGCCGGCCUGCAGGUGCAAGAAAUGAGGGCCUGGCACGCAGGGAUCAUGCGGCUUUAUCGCCUGUUGCUUCCUGUCAAAAACACUGCAUCGGACCCCUGGCUCUCUGAUGUCGAGGUGUGUAAGCAAUGCGGGUUGCCUCCUCCCUGCAGGCUUCUGUCGCUGGAACGUCUUCGCCUUUUUGGCCAGUUGCAUCGCACGACCUCGGGGCCCAUUGCCGCAGCUAUCGAAGCAGUCGCGGGCGAGCCCCGUUGCUGGCUGUCAGACGUUCUUGACGACUACUCAUGGCUGUGCUCCCUUCGGUUGGCUCCCACCUCUGUCCUGCCUAAGCCUCUGCCACAGGAGGUCUGUGCAUUUGUGAACCAAAACGCCACUGUUUUGAAUAGAUGCCUUUCGAAGGCAGGUUCUCGGGCAGCUGAGGCGCCGCAGCCUUCAGAUCUGCCGCCCGCCAGGCAGGAGUCCCAAUCGAUCACUUGCUUCUUGUGCCAACAAACCUGCAAAGGCCGGCAGGGUCUUGCGGCCCAUUUAGCCCUUUCGCACCACAUUCAGGCCAGGGCAGGCUGGUACGCUGUGGGCUCGUCUUGUCAAGCAUGUGGCCUCAAUUUCCGCACUCGCACUAGGCUUUUGAGGCAUUGGCGCAAAGGCAAGCCAGCUUGCAUGAAGUGGGUCUCGCAACACUGCGAAGCCGUUAGCGACACGGCCCGAGCGGAGCUCGACCGUGCGGAGAGCUUGCGUCUGCGACGCACAAAGGGGAGAGGCCCGGAGGACUCUCUCCCAAUUUUUGCUGAGGUGGGUCCCCCACCGAUCGUUCUGGGGGCGCGAGAGACUCCGCGUGUCUUCCUAGACGAUGUCAUGUGA
Messenger RNA from Symbiodinium natans, 5643 nucleotides. Lineage: Eukaryota; Dinophyceae; Suessiales; Symbiodiniaceae. The record is from the annotation of a GenBank genome assembly.